Molecule: messenger RNA, 975 nt
Organism: Nymphaea colorata (pocket water lily)
Lineage: Eukaryota; Viridiplantae; Streptophyta; Magnoliopsida; Nymphaeales; Nymphaeaceae
Exons: 2
Coding region: 157-867 (236 amino acids)
Source: RefSeq, a predicted model, not a curated record
CGAUUUUGGGGAGGGAUGUUGAUAAGGCAGGAAAAAUAUAGCACCUCAUAUUUCCUGCACCCAGACCUUCAAAAGUUCAGUUACAUCUCCGCCAUGCCAUCCAGCCAGUGCUGUACAAAAUCUUCAGAAGAGAUUUGAAGAACAUUCAAGGCCAACAUGCUCACCUGCAAAAUAAAUUCAAGCUCCUCCAUCCUCCGUACUCACCUCUCAAAAGCCAUCCUUGAGAAGCACAGGAGCCAUGUUUCCUUCUCCUGCUCAGCAUAUGGUAAAAGUUCAGAGCAGCCAAGGAGAGCAAAAACAGAUAGCCAGCCAAGUAACGAUGAGUCCUGCUGCAUAAAAUUUCAGAGUCUCAAUUCUUGCAGUCUUGGAAUUGCAAGGUACCCGGACUUCGCCUACAAUGCAGAAGGUGGCACAGGAACAGCAACAGGACGCCGAACCAGCAAAGGGGAGAUCCUGGCCACAUUCGACAUCACAACAUUGUAUAUCCCGCCACUGGAAACUGCAACAACCAGAUUCCUCGGGCUGCCAUUGCCACCAUUUUUGAAGAUUGAGAUUGUUCCGCAAGUGUUCACUGGGGAAAUCGAGGAGGAGACAGGAAAGGUGAAUUUAAAGUUCAAGGCUGAGUUCUAUUUCUCAGUGGGGAGUUUAUACAGAGCUCCUCCCUUAAUAGUGGACACCAUACUGACAUCUGAAGAAUCAAAAGGGAGAAUAAGAUUUGGAAAAGGAGAGAGGUUGAACAAGAAAGGAAGGUGCAGGCUGGUUGGGGUGGCGACCGUUGACCCCAUCAAUGAUAGUUUUAUGAAUACUUUCCUUGGGUUGCCAACCGAGUGUAUUGCUAACUUAAACGCGAAUAUCUUCAUCUCUUGACUAAUCAACACAUGAUGCUCCGAACCACGUAAAACGAUGCAAGGCAAACAUGUAUUUGUUAUUUUGAUAAAGCAAUGGAAAACAUGCAGGAAAAUACAGUGCAAGUUA